AUGAUCGGGCUCCAGCAGACGAGUGGCGAUAUUGAGCCCGUCAAAAUCAUCAAUGAUAUUUGGAGCGACUUUUUCAAAACUCAACUCCAUUCAGGUAACUUUGAAUCCUCCGAAUCGUUCAGCAUUUUGCUCAUUUCAGUGCUCCUCGCGACUCCCGUAUCACCGGCCCAACAACCGGAAGCGACCACCGAGAAAUCGACGUCGUCGCGCGAAGCAUCCACGUCGCCGGACGAACUGGAGGAUGAGGUCGUCGGAGAUGAGGACAACGAGAGCGGGGAGACGGCGGCGAAGCGGCGGAGGACCAGGACCAACUUUUCCGGUAACGUACUAUGGGUGUCUCGUUUGUCGGAUCCUAGGCCACAGUUUAGUCCAUCUCUAGGUCAUGGAUUCGUCGGAUCCUAGUCUUCGGGCUUGUCGGUUUGUGGGCCACUAGGCCAGAGUUUUGUUGAAUCCUAGACCAUAGGCUUUUCAAAUUCUAGGCCACAAGGUGUUUAGAUUCUGGGCCUAGUCACGUUUCGAAAAGAUUCUCUGCGUUAUGAGUCAGAGCUUUGUUGGAUCAUAAUCAGGCUCAAAGUCACAACGUUGUUUGAUAAUCACAAUCAGCGAGACCACCUAGCGUAAACAAAAUGUCUCCAGACUUGCUUUUAGAACUGACUAAUUGACAACAUACACUUUUGCGAUAAACAAUGCGACGACUUAGAGUCCAUGAGCGGCUAAUGAUCCAAAUAGUACAGAGCAUUGACAAAAUCGUGGUUUGUUCACAGGUUGGCAACUAGAAGAACUGGAAUCGGCGUUCGAGGCGUCUCACUAUCCGGACGUCUUCAUGCGCGAGGCCCUGGCGAUGCGUUUGGACCUUCUUGAAAGUCGAGUUCAGGUAUCAUCUCAUCCUCAUUUUUCCCCACUGAACAAGCCGGCUACCGUAAUCCUCCUCGAGAUGAUUGGUUUUGUUUUUGAGCGAGCGCAAAGCAUCUUCUAAAGGGGGGGGGGGGUGUCUGUGGCUCGAGAGAGCACUGAGUGAGACAUGAUGGAUUGGGCGAGCGCGCGAAUUCCCUUAUGAGGGCACGCAUUCAUAACUACUUGUUUGCCAUUAAGGGAAGGGAGAGGCGAGGGGUUACGGUAGGCAUGGGAUCCCGUUCCCCCAUUCUCUUCGCCCGCAAAUCUCAGGAAGCGCGACACAUAAACAAGGCCGGAAAAAGAUGUGACAACUGCGUGGGGACUCCACAAAUUUAUUGCCGCCUUUAUCGUGUCGCAGAUAUCUUUAGGCACGAGAGUAGAAUGAAAAUAGGAGAAUCUGAUUAGAACUCGGCCGACUGGGUUGCAAGUUUCCGGGAAUUAAUGGCCUCGAACGUCUUUUUUUCGGCUUUUCGGCUAAGGGAUCUUGAUUACCACAGUGGCCUAGGAAAAAAGUUCGGCCACUAUUUGUUUACAGGUGUGGUUUCAAAAUCGAAGAGCCAAGUGGAGGAAGCGAGAGCAGAAUCGGAACGGAGGUGGUGAGCAGAGAAAGGAUGGCGAUGGAGUUGCUGGAGAAGUUAAGGUUGGUGGUGGUGGCGAAUCUCUUGAGGACUUGACCUAACUUUUCCUCUUCCAGCCGCUGCCCACGUUCCCCUUCUCAAUUGACAGUAUCCUGGCGGCUAGCCGAGUGCCUCGUGGCAGAAGACCCAACGCAAAGUACCCAAGAGUUCAGGUAACCCGAUUUUUUCAAACUGCCCAAUGAGAACCUCGUUUGCAGGCGUGCAAAAACCUCUCGCCGUUCAUGCUGCCACUCUUCCCGAUCACUCAACCCGGCGGAAAUGUGAUCCGCGAGAAAUCACCGGCGGCUCCGCUGGCUCCAACACCCACGCCCACGGCUCCGUCGACCGCGCCGCCGACUGUGGCCGAGCUUUUGAAAAGCGCGGCCGCGAGUGGUGGCCUUGGAAACUCGACCUAG
Messenger RNA from Caenorhabditis sp. 36 PRJEB53466, 1927 nucleotides. The record is from the annotation of a GenBank genome assembly. Lineage: Eukaryota; Metazoa; Nematoda; Chromadorea; Rhabditida; Rhabditidae.